Sitophilus oryzae (rice weevil) is the source of this 2568-nucleotide messenger RNA. RefSeq lists its product as uncharacterized. The transcript has 9 exons. The record is from RefSeq and is a predicted model, not a curated record. The coding region runs from base 390 to 1664 and encodes 424 amino acids. NCBI's taxonomy places the organism in Eukaryota, Metazoa, Arthropoda, Insecta, Coleoptera, Curculionidae.
CGACCACGGACCAACGUUCACAUACUCGCACAGUCGAAAUCACGAAAACGAGCGAGAAGUUGGCGGUGUGCGGCGGUGCGCUUGCUUUCGAUUUUCAUUUGUUGAACGCGCUGCUUUGACAGCAUGUCAUAAUAUCAAAAACGCCGAAUUAUCGACAUAUUAUCGAUUUACAUCGACGAAAAAGCGCGCUAAUAUGGACAUCACUCGUACAGGGCCGGGUAUUCGUAGAUUUUUUCAAAUUAUAGACGCGCGUACGGUCGUGGUCGCGUAAAAGUUCGAUUUUUAUGAGGAAUAGAGUGUAUGCGCCCGUACCUGCUGUGAUAAAAUUGUUUAUUUUAAGCUGGAUUUACGACUUUAAAUAAGGAUUUAGUUAGAAUAUUUAUUACACGAUGAAGGGUGUUUUAAGACUGAAUAAUUUCCAAAUAGCCCUAAACGACUUCAUAGCACCGCUGCAAUUGACUUUGGCCAUUUUAGUACUGGUAUCACCGUCGAGGACUGCCAAUUUACCGUCAGAUAUAGUGAGAAAUGAAGCUCAAGAUUCUACGGAUACGUUCGACGCUGAUGUACGGGUAGACUGCAACAGUGACGAAAUAGUGGUCAAUAUUGGUACCAAAUCUGGCAGAUUUAAUGGCAUGAUUUAUCCAAGAGGAUUAUCGAAAAGUACUCACUGUCUAAGCGAAUGGAUCCAGCGAAAAUCGCCAAUAACGUACACUCUGCCUCUUCGAGGAUGUAACACAAUGAGCACUGAGCUGGAUGACGGCGGCAUUGAAUAUUUCAAUACAAUAGUCGUUCAGCCCCAUCUGAAAUUAGUCACAAAUCAAGGCAAAGGAUUUCAUAUCAGAUGCCGUUACGCGACCAGGAAUAAUUCAGCCUACAAUGAGGCUCUAAAAAUGGAUCCAACCAAUUCACCUUCGAACCCUGUAACGGCAAUGGCUACCAUGCCCGGGUGCAGCAUGAAGAUUUAUUCCGGAGAACCAUCCGAUCAUUUGGUGGCAGAAAACGUAAAGAUCGGAGAUCCUCUGAGCUUGGUCGUGGCCAUAGACGAGCAGGAUUUGUAUGGAAUACGGGUUACAGAUUGUGUAGUAAAAGAUGGUCUGGGAUGGGGCGAACAAAAACUGAUCGACUCAGAUGGCUGUCCAACCGAUCCAGAAAUAAUGGGGAUGUUCCAGUAUUCUGGUGAUUCCAAUAAAGCAGAAGUUCAGUUCAAGGCUCACAAAUUUCCGUAUAUCGCAUCGGUUUACUACCAGUGCAACGUGAAACUUUGCCUCAGGGUAGAAGAUGGAUGUAAUAUGUCGCCCCCCAACUGCAACGACAUCCCCGGCUCCAGAAACAGGAGGCAGGCCGUGGCCCCCGAUCAGUCCGAAGGCACCCCGGCCACCAUCGAGGUGUACAGCGGCCUCUACGUCAACGAAGCUAACGACCUCGCCAAAGCCAACCAGGACGACGAUUCGGUCUUCAGCGUCAAGAAUCCUGAAGAUGCUAUUUGCAUAUCCCAAAGAAGCUUUGCAAUUGGAAUAUGCGUAGCUGGUCUGAUUUUAAUGUUGUGCGUCCUAGCAGCAAUUUUGUGUCUUUUGGCGAGAAGAAGAAAGAAGUCAAUAUCAAAUCCCGGAAGUUCUAUUUACAGUGGACCGUAUACCAACACCGCUUACAGCCACAGUAGUUGAAAACUUUCAGCAAAAGAAAAUUUUAUUAAACUGAUUCAUCUGUUCUUUGUUCUUUAUACUUCAGUUUAUCUUGCCAAUAAACAAAGAAAAUAUUUAUGUCUUCGUGUAAAUAAAUGGCAAUGUAUUUGGACCAUUUUUCAGCCAUCUAUUUAAAAAUGAAAAAUUAUUUUAAAUUCUAUUGAUUGAUGAACCACCUAUAUUUUUAUUUAAGCGAGGUCUACAAAAGGACAAAAACUAUAAAACCCCCAUGUGCCAUUUCAGGCUUCUUCAGUGCUCAUAUUCCUAGAUUUAAAUGUAGUUAACUAGAUUUGUCUGCAGUACUUCUAUUAAAUCUCUGAUAAUUUAUAAAAUUAAAUUGAUCUAGUUUCACUCUCACACUGCCUUAUAGUUAGGCAAAUCUUUAUAAUGUCAGAGACAACUGCUUUAGUAAUUGUCUCUGAUAAUGUAUUGCAGAUCUCUUAAAAAUUCUUAGCAUAUCAUUUAGCAGUAAUAACAAUGGGGAAGGUGAUGGGAUAUUUAUAAAGAAUAUGUAACUUUAAUUCAUAUAUCUGUGAUACUAAGGCAGAAUCCAAUAUGUCAAAUGUAAAAUAAUGUUGACAUAUCGGGUUCUGUCUUACAUCACAGAUAUACAACACAAAAAUACUUAACAACUUCUUCCUAAAACUAACGGUAGUUUCAGUGAAGAUACAGAAAGUAUUUUUGUGUUGUUAUUCAUUAAAUUAAUUACAAAUGCAUAAAAUAUACACGUAUUUUGUUGGUAUAUUUCUAAAAAUAUUUUUUAAAACAGCUAAGAAUAUUGAACUUGUGCAUUUGUGAUUUUGAAUCACAGUAACAUUAAAACGAAUCAAUGUAAAUAUUUAGUUAAUGAUACUCUGGUUCUUAAUCAAUAAAAAAAGAAAAAUGA